AUGGACAUCGCCGAGCUCGAGCGGAGAAUGACGUUGCUCUGGUGGAUGGUCAAUUACGUCACUAUGCGAAUAGGGUGUUCAAUCGCGAUGAGAAAACGUCCAGAAGGCCCCCCACUGUUUGACCCCACUGCCGCCAGGCGCAGGCGCCGAACGGACGAGAAACGGAAUGGGAAGGUGCCUCUCAGCACGCUUCUACGACAUAUUACGCAUAUGCCCGACGGGAAGGCAGGAACGAAGCACUAA
Messenger RNA from Sporothrix schenckii 1099-18, 243 nucleotides. RefSeq lists its product as uncharacterized. Bases 1 to 243 code for a protein of 80 amino acids. The record is from RefSeq and is a predicted model, not a curated record. Lineage: Eukaryota; Fungi; Ascomycota; Sordariomycetes; Ophiostomatales; Ophiostomataceae. The transcript has 3 exons.